This is a messenger RNA of Siniperca chuatsi (mandarin fish), 4464 nucleotides long. RefSeq lists its product as uncharacterized. Bases 1754 to 2560 code for a protein of 268 amino acids. The record is from RefSeq and is a predicted model, not a curated record. Lineage: Eukaryota; Metazoa; Chordata; Actinopteri; Centrarchiformes; Sinipercidae. The transcript is spliced from 2 exons.
GUGCUUCCCUCUCUCUCUCCACCUCUCCCCUAUAACCCCCCAAGCGCGACUCGCAGCCUCUGGAAACUCCCGAAAAUCUUUUAAUCUAACCGUUGUUGAUCUAAAAUGAAGACAGAUUCAGCAACUGCAUGGCUUAUUUCUUGCUGCAAAUGUUUUCAGAAACACAUUUCGGUGACAAUUAAGAGGCUAGAGGAAGCUUCAUUUUUUGAAGCUUUUUUGAAACUUUGGCCACGUUUUAUAUGAACAGCCAACAUUAUAACGUUAUAUACUGUAUAUGACAGAAAAUAAGGGAAAGCAUAAUAGGUCCCCUUUAAUCUUUACUCCUCCCAACUGUAACUACAUUAGUCAGUGCUCUGUGGAAAUAUCCUCUGCAGGGUCUGUCUUGUCUGUCCCCUGUGAUAAUGUAAGCUGAUGUUAUACUGACAUUAACAAUUGUUCUCUAUCUCAUUAAAGCAACAAGGAGGGCAUUGAUCUCUAUGGGUGAGGGAGUGGUGUGAGUUAGACUCGUGAAGACGAUAACACUUUUGUCUCGCUCGUAGUUCAUAAAUACGAUUCAUUCAUGUUAGCUUAUGGAUAGUUGUUAGCUAACGCUAGCUAAACUGUUAUUGUUAUGCUAAAGUGCAUAAGUUAUUCUAUUAUUCCCAAACAGCUUCAGGUACAUUACCACCUCCUUCUGUACUAUAGGAGAACCAACCCUGAUUUGCAUGUAGCCGAGAGAACAACGACGAAUUGUAAUCAGAUUAGAAAAUGCUGAAUGUAUGCCACAUGUGCACCACGGUUGUCAAUGAAUUUGCGGUCACAAUGUGCACCUAGCUCAUUAUGCAGUUAGCUCCUGGACUGAACCUGGGACUGACCUCCAGAAGCAUUCUUUCUCAUCAAGAAAAGAAAGGAUAACGUAGUGACCUUGAUUUCAAAACUUCGGUCACACUGCAACUCGAUGUGAGAAAAACUAUUCAGAAACUAAAUGAUAAUCAUUCAGUCUUUAGGUUUAAUUAUAUUACGGCAAUAAGAGUCAAACAAACUUUAUGGUAAAAUGAUAAAGAGAUGUAAUAAGAUGCACAAAGUAUAAGUCAAAGUAUAAGUCUCAUCAACUGGUAGAGAGAGAGAGAGAGAGAGAGAGAGAGAGAGAGAGAGCAGAAUGGAGCAGGAGGUCCAGAAGCUCAGUGUGCAGCAGGUCAAGGUGUUGUUGAUCUGAUGUUAAUACUCCAGCCAGUUAAUAAAUGCAGCCAGAUGCAUGCUGUAAAUGUAUUGCCAAGGGAAAGAAGACAGACAGACAAAGAAGCUGUUUCAGCCUCAUGUGCACCCUGCCCCCUGAUUGCUGGUACAAAAUAAUCAGAUAUUGUGUAAUAUAAUAUUAUAUUAUAUAAUGUGUAAUAUAAUUUUUUAACCUAUUUUUUACUUUAUCACAACUGUUUUCAAUAACUUUUUUUUUUUUAAUUUGAGAAGCGAUUUAGGGGGCGGUGGGUCAAAGAGACCCGGGUGACCCCCUGUCACUUCACUUCCCUUCCCUUCCCUUCCCUUCCCUUUCCGUCCCUUUCCUUUCCUUUCCUGCGCUCUUCUUUCUUUGUCUUCUCAUUCUCUUCUCUUCCUAACACCUCACCAAAUGCCCAGCGCUGCCCAGAGCUGAACGGAGAGCUUAGAAGGAGACCCCCGCGAGCCGUCCUGGCGUUUGUUCCCUUAUAAUAAUAAUACUAAUAAUAAUGCUAAUAAUAAUAAUGAUAAAAAGCACAGCUACCCACCCCCAAGGUCCUCCAUGUGUCCCGGCCGGUGUUGUUAUGCGUAUGCGGCGUCCCUAGUGCGCGACAUCGGGGCCGCGUUCCGCCUGCUGUUCACGCCGGCCAUAAAGCUGCUCGUCCUGGAGAUGACCAAGCUUGAGGCCCGUCGCCGCAAGUACCACGAACGGCCGGGCUGGUGGAAGGGCAUGAACGUCACUGACCUGCGCGCCUACGUGGGGCUGCUCAUCCUGGUUGGCGUCUACAGGUCCCGGGGCAAGCCUGUGGGACGCAGAGAGCGGACGGGGCGUGUCGACGCCGCCAUGCCUCUCAAGGUCUUUCACGCCUACUCCUUGCUGCUGCGAUUCGACGACCGCGAAACCAGAGCCGCCAGAUGCGCCGGACAAACUGGUGGCAGUCAGGGAGCUGGCGGACAGGUGGGUGGAGUGUCUGCCCUACUUCUACAACUCGGGGCCCGAGAUAACAGUGGAGCAACUGGUACCGUUCAGAGAGCGGCGGCUGCUGCGGCCAGCAAGAGGAAAAGGUGUCAGAUAUGCCCCCGAAGAAGAACAGUAAAACGCACACCGUGUGCCGCGGGUGCAACAGGUACGUGUGCAGAAGCUGCGCACUGCCGUACUGCCCCGCGUGCGCUGACAGGGCAGCUGGCCGUGGGUCAGUCUGACCCGAAGGACACAGGCGCGCCGCAGAACUCCGAGGCUGCGGGAGGGUUAAUAUCCAUAUUCUUACAUUGGGCCUUGGGUUAUCAGCAGUGUAAUAAAUUGGUACACAGAAGGAAGGAUAAAUGUUGCCCUACUGGUAUGGUUUAUGGAGUCAGGUGUAUUUCUUAAAAUACAUAUUACAAAUACAAAUUUGAAAUACAUCAUGUUAGCUUCAAGUCUAAUGGUUAAAGAAUAUUUUAAACUGUAAAAGACAUUUACAUGUUUACACUUAUUCAUUUGGCAGAGGCUUUUGUCCAAAACGACGGACAAAUGAGGUACAAUCCAAGCCACAGUAGAUCAAAGAAAAGACAUGCUUAGAUUAGAAUUUAAACCUUAAAAAGAAAAGUGCUGUUUAUAUUUUUCCAAAACAAGGUGAUAUGAUGUAAAGUCAGUGAAAAAGAAAAUCUUAAACUGCCUUAGUUUACAAAUACAACUUCAAUGAAAGAGAUUAAAAAAUGAAUAGGAUUAAAUUAUUGACAACUUUCACAUUUAUCUGAGUGAAUAAAAAACACAUUUUCUUUACAAUGAUGGCAUGCAGGGUAUUAUAUAACAAACACUACACAAAUCAAAAGUAGGUAUAGUCUAAUCCUAACUCUGGAUUAGACUAUACCUACUGAAACGUGUCCUCUAUUUUGGAACACAGUGACAUCAAUAAAAAUAGGUUGGAUGGGUCCGGAAACACAAGCAGAUGAUCAAACAGGUUAUAAACAAAACCCCAGGUUAGUCUAUCUGAUUUUAAGUAAAAGUAAAAUUAGGUAAGAAAAAUUAUUACCCAAACUGUCCAUUGUAAACAUCCAUCACAGUUUGCAGAUCCACUUCAAUUGUGACCUAUACUUAAUGUAGUUGUGCACACUCAUGAUUUUCCUGUAGCUAAUAUAUGGUAGCUAAUCUGUUGUCUUGAUUACAACUUGUCUGACUGCUGGUGUUGGAUCUAUUUUUAAUGGUGUUGCCACAUUCCAAGAUCCCAGCAAAUACUUUGGUGAGUACAAUGUUGUCAUAACUGAUAAAAAUCAAAAGUGUGUAAAUAGGACCUGAGUUGGAAUACACCACAAUUAUUCUCUUAAGAAUUUCCAUCAUGUCUCCCUUUAGCAGCGCAUUAAAGGCAGCAACUUCUUGAUUCCUGCUCCUAGAACCAAUAGCCAGAACUAUUCUUGUAAUAAACAAUUUUCCUUUAACUGUCAGUGAGCUACUACAUAGCGCAAAGACAGUAAAUAAUCAUUACUUUAGCUUUGUCCUCCCUAAAUGACAAGUAGCUAUUUAGUUUUAACUCUGAAAGGCUCAUUAGUUCAUGUAGAAGGUUAUGUGUUGAAGGCAACUGUUCACAUGUGAGAGGUGAGAAGAGGUCUAGUCAGAAUAGAAUAGAGAUCUGCCAUCCUCCAAUAUAUUUUGUAUUAUGCUAAUGUUCAGAUCUAAUUGUUCACUCAGGGGUUAGUGGACGUGACUUUGACUCUGAGCUGACCUUUCAGUUAGCCAAUAAGCCAUUUUGCUCCACCGUAUUAAUAUAAGAGAUUUAUAUUCUCAUAAUGGAGGGCCUCAACAGCGGUAUUACUCACAGCGAUUAGUGACUAAUGAAUGACUGCCAACCUGUGUUCUGGUAAUGCAUUCCUCUGACUGAUUGUGGUCAACCCUGUUUGGGAAGGCAGCCAAAGAGAAAAGUUUAUUAGUAAAGCCAUAUUAAUUAACAAGUUACAGGAAAUUAAUCGAGGGAGGGGAGUCAAUUACUCUCCUUAGCAUGAUCCCAUUUUUAUCAUAUCAACCCUGAUGACAAAAAAUAGUAAUAUUGCAGCAGGCUUGUUGCUGAAUGUUUUACAAUUACACAUGAAGGAUUUUUAGAUCCCCAAACAGAUAUGUCUGUAAAAUGUCAUUGGUGAGCCAUGGUUGGCUUGUAAAGUAAGUGAGGUUGCAAGUUUGAGCUAAGGGGGAGUGGCUAUAACCUCUUUCCCCUCGGACCAGCACGUUAUUACCUUUCUUUUCUGGGUGGAUAUGAUGAACCAUGGGAGAUCUCAGGAUGAAGAAAGUCUCCAAUUUUGAAG